AUGCUUGCGGAGGCCCUUUUGGUCAUUGACGACCAAGUCGGCCUUGCCACCGUCGUUCGCGACUACAGCACCAACGACUUCCGUAACAACAUGGUCGCCCACGCUGCUAUCGGCAAGGCGUUUGACAUCCCCGUGCUGACGACCUCCUCGGACGAAGGCCCCAACGGGCAGAUGCUUAAGGAGAUUCUCGAUAUGUACCCGAACACCACGGCUGUCCGCCGCCAGGGCGAGGUCAAUGCAUGGGAUAACGAGGAGUUCCGCAACGCCUCAAGGCGACGGGGAAAAAAGCAGUUGAUUGUAGGUGGGAUUGUGACAGAAGUUUGCACUGCGUUCCUCACCCUCUCCAUUGUCGAUGAAGGGUACGAGGUAUAUGCCAACACCGAAGCAAGCGGAACCUUCAAUGGCCGUCUUGCCAAGGACGCCAACAGGCGUAUGGAAAAGGCUGGCGUUACGCUCAUGGGCUUCCUUGCCAUUGUCUGUAAUCUCAUGAGAGAUCGGCGGAACACCCCUGGCCUCGCCCAGCUGCUGCCUUUUCUUGACCAGUACCAGUUCGCUUAUGGCCUUGUUGCGCGCCACCACGCUGCGGCGAUUGUCAAUGGCACUCUUGCGGAUAUUGAUAAGGAGCUUGUCUAG
Messenger RNA from Aspergillus nidulans FGSC A4, 633 nucleotides. Its product is annotated as putative isochorismatase family hydrolase. The coding region runs from base 1 to 633 and encodes 210 amino acids. The record is from RefSeq and is a predicted model, not a curated record. The transcript is spliced from 4 exons. NCBI's taxonomy places the organism in Eukaryota, Fungi, Ascomycota, Eurotiomycetes, Eurotiales, Aspergillaceae.